AAGAAGAAUUCCAUAACUAAAUUCGCCGCAGAUAAAAUCCUCAAAAUCAACUAAAAGCAUCUUUAAAAAUGCUUCUACAGCAGUGAUUAAUUCUCAAUUGAGUGUAUGUACACAGGAAGCUGAAGCUAAUUCGAAGGGAAAUCAAUCAUCAUCCAUAGGGUUUCAGCAGAAUUUUUCUUUCUUAUUUGUCAGUUCUCAUAGGAACUCUUGCAGCCAUGAGAGCUCUUUUCAAACAGACUGUUGACAAAAGAAUUUCUAACACAGACAUCACAGUUGGUGAAGUUAAAAAAGCAGCUCUUGGUCUGAUUUCAAAUGUUCCUGUCCCAAUUCAUUCUACAUUUCUUGCUGGGUGUCCUUAUUAUGAUUUGUGCCCAGGACUUGUUACAAAUGGACAGUUAAUAGAGGCUCUUUUCUCUGCAAAAGAAGCUCAUAGAUUACUUGCUAAACUCUUCCAAAGAAAGUUUACUCAUAAUGUUCAGCAGCAGAAUGAAGAGCACAAUGCAAUAGUUGAUUCCUUGAAGAGCAUUAUAGAUAGUGUUGAGAAUAUUGGACUAAACUUAUCAGUUGCUAGGGAAAUUUUGCUAUUUGAUUCUAUAUCACGGGACUUGAAAGAUGUCAGGACCAUUAAAAAUCCACUCAUGAUUCGCUUUAGUGGGUUUCACGUGUCAAGAGGGGGGCUCGACACUCAACUGGUGGAAGGCAGGUGUUGGCAGAUGAGCAGACGCUCGUUUUGACGUGGGAAAGAAAACUUGAUUUUCAGAAAUUCACGCCACACUCUCUGCAUGUACCCUUCUUCCCCAGAUUCUGAAAAAUCUCAUUUUCUCCUCCUUCUCUCUAAAUCUCCUUCAUCUUCUCUCUACGAAAUCUCACCCUUUCUCUUCUCCGAUCUUCGUUCAGACACCGUAGAAGCACUCCCGGCGUCAAGAGCUUCCAGAUAAACCGUUCGGUUUGUGAAGCUGAGCUGGUAAGUCUUUCUCUUCACUUAGUCGUUCGUUUUCCUAGACAUGCAAACCCAGUUCUGGUUUCAUGUGUUGAUCACCAUUCUCCAAAUGAGUGGUUCUAGAGUGUUUUGGUUUUACUUGGUGUAGUUUGAAUUGUCGAGCGUUGACGGUAGAAGAACCUGUAGUGGUGAAAUUGUAUUUCUGCCUCUGGGAACGUUCGGUCACGCUCAGAGAAGGAGACGAGCUGUUGGAAGAGGCGCUGAAGAAAGAUAACUUAGUAGAGGUAGAAGUUAAGACCGAACCGUAGAACCGUUCGGUCAAUAGUAGUCUGAUAGUAAGGUGAUCGCUCGAUUACCUUUUCCCUUUGCUUUUGUUUGGACCGUUCGGUAUAGGCUUUUGUAAACCGUUCGGUUAGAAUUACUUAUGACGUUCGGUUUUUAAUUUAUGGUCUUUCUGUAAGGCCGUUCGGCCACGACCGUACGUUCUCUUUAAUGUAAGACUAAUCUGUAAUAUUAUUCAAUGUAAUUAUUCUAUCAUAUAGUUUUAGAUUGUAUUUUUGGGAUGUUACAACGCAGUGUUAUCUUCACAACACUCUUCAGGUUUGAUUUUUAUCCCACAGUCCUCGGGAAAGUAAAUAUGUUCAGACGAAGGCAUGUAAUGUAUCUUAUUUCAACAAAAUUUGCAGUUGCAGGUAGGAAUCAUCCAUGAAAUGAUUGGAAGCUGAGGCUGAAACCUAUCGUAGCACCUAUAUGUAUUUGUGAGUUUCUGCAUUGGUGGAGAAGGCAAAAAUAAUUAGAGCUUGAAACAACAAGCAGACAGAGUAAUGAGAUCACAUCUCAAUGAGUCUUCGAGACCUUCAUGGAAGGACUAGAUCACGUAAUAAAAAACCCUAUAUGAAUUAUUUCAUAACAAUAAAAUUUAUAUAGGUUAAGAAAUAAGUCACAGAA
Molecule: messenger RNA, 1888 nt
Organism: Vigna angularis (adzuki bean)
Lineage: Eukaryota; Viridiplantae; Streptophyta; Magnoliopsida; Fabales; Fabaceae
Exons: 5
Coding region: 216-734 (172 amino acids)
Source: RefSeq, a predicted model, not a curated record